AUGGACAUCACCCCGGAGGAUAUGCAGCACAAUAUGAUGCAGCCAUCAACAGCCAGCUUUCUCCCGACGCCCACCUCUGGUCCCGCGCUCUCCCCAUUCAACCUUGGCCUGCCUACCGACACGGCUGCGAAUGACUAUUGGAACACAAGCCCCUGCAAUUGCUACGUACUAAAUCAGUCGUUUGUCAACCGUAUCGACGCUAUUGUCAAGGAGCCAGCCGCAUUCGCCCUCGAUACAGUUCUGUGCUCUCUGCAGGAUGUAGCCGCACACAUCGCCAGCUAUUUUAACUGUCCUCACUGUGGUACUAGCUGUCCCUGCCUGAUGAAUUUGGCCAUGCUUCACCAGCGCCAGGUGGCGUUGAUGUGUGUCAUUGCAAAGAACCCGUCCGCAUUCAUCGGCGGACCCGCUAGUGACAACCUCCACUUCACUCUUGGACUCUACCAGCUGCCAGAGCAAGAUAAUGUGAUGUUUAAACGUCUAGUCAUUCUCUCCGCGGCACGCAACAUUGACCAACUCGUUACCAACUUCGACGACUCUAUCCGGGCCCAUCAGGACUUAGAAUUCACGGGCAGCGUUGUCUCGGAGACUGAGUCUGCAAAGCUGAAUCUAAGGUGGCUAUUAGACGUCUCAAGAAAUCUCAAGAGUAGACUAAAGGCUAUUUUUUAUAUCCUCAAAAAGCCCGAGUGGGCGGCAUACUAG
Molecule: messenger RNA, 699 nt
Organism: Cordyceps fumosorosea ARSEF 2679
Lineage: Eukaryota; Fungi; Ascomycota; Sordariomycetes; Hypocreales; Cordycipitaceae
Exons: 1
Coding region: 1-699 (232 amino acids)
Source: RefSeq, a predicted model, not a curated record